Lineus longissimus is the source of this 5713-nucleotide messenger RNA. RefSeq names its product DNA-directed RNA polymerase, mitochondrial-like. Gene Ontology annotation, molecular function: protein binding; DNA-directed RNA polymerase activity; mitochondrial promoter sequence-specific DNA binding. Lineage: Eukaryota; Metazoa; Nemertea; Pilidiophora; Heteronemertea; Lineidae. The transcript is spliced from 27 exons. The record is from RefSeq and is a predicted model, not a curated record. Gene Ontology annotation, biological process: mitochondrial transcription. Gene Ontology annotation, cellular component: mitochondrial DNA-directed RNA polymerase complex. Bases 107 to 5569 code for a protein of 1820 amino acids.
UAGUGAUGUGUUAAAAGAUCAUCAUAAAAAGCUUCUGUUUAAUGUAUAUCUGGUCUUGAUUGCCGUUGCUUAAAGUGUUGCAGAUGAAUACAAAGAAACCAUCAAGAUGAGGAUUGCUUGUUCCAUCUGCACCGAGCACUAUGAGUACUCCUCCGAGAUCAGUGCCCUCCACUGCGGACACACGUUCCAUCGGCACUGCCUCGAAAGGUGGUUGGGGACGGCUAGCACAUGUCCACAGUGCCGCCAGCGGGUCACCACAAGCAAAACGAUACACAAAAUCUUCUUGGACAAGGCUGAUGAAGGAGAAGUCACCGAUCCUGGCGAGUUGAAAAACCAAGUUGAUAAUUAUCGGUUACGUCUUGGCGAGAAGGACCAGGAAAAACGUGAUUUGGUGGACAGAAUUAAAAUACGUGAAGAGAGCCUCGAGAAUGUGCGCGAAGCUAAGACAAAGAUUGAAGCCAUGUAUCGGGAAGAGCAGAUUACUUGUAAAUCAUUACGGAAGCAGUUGGAUUACUUUAAGAGUCAGCAACAGGAGGCAGUGCGGGCGAAAGAUGAAGCCAGGACAAUCAGGACAUACAUGCAUAACUUGAAGCAUGUGGAGACCGUUGUGAAAGGUGUUGAAUCUGAAGUCGAAAGCCUCGUCAAGCAAUCAGGAGAAGGUCCAGCAGCCGUCAAGCAACUUUCAACUUACUGCAUCGUCCUCAAACGUGAACUUGAAAUGCUAAAGGAGUCGAAAAAAACACUUAAAGACAAAGUGGACAAACAGAAUAAAUUAAACGGUACGCAACAACGGGAGAUACAUUUCAAAUCAGAGCGAAUCAAACAGCUUGAACUUAUGUUGAAGAAGGUACAAGUGCCAGAGACGCCUUCUACCCCAAUGUCACCUUUGUGUACGCCUGCUAAUACUCGGAAUGGAGGAUCACAUCCUAGGCUUUCAGCUCCGACAGACAAUGGCAGUUUCAUUGAAUUUGAUCCCAAUAAAAACGAGGAACUUUCGCCCAUUCCGACUAGUGCUAAAAGAAAAGCGGAAUGUGAGGAGUAUGGGAUGCAGUAUAUCAAAAUUCGAAGUCUUGCGACAAACUGUCCGGCUAAGAAACUACGCUCGGAACCAUUACAAGACGUUGCAACACCGCAGCACUUUAAUAUUCUAAAGAACAUGCGCACAACAGACACUGCUAAUUCAGGCAAGGUGAGAACAGGAUACAACGGACUUGGUACGCAUACAAAGUUCUUGAAAAUGAGCCCACCCAAGGCGAGGACAAUUGGAAAAAGUUUGAUGAAACCAAAAGGCAAGCAGGCAUCGCUUUCAUCAUUUUUUGUCGGACAUGGUUUGGGUUGUUAUUCUCGCAAAAUCAACACGUGUCGGAAAAGGUCAUUCGAUUUUCAUGAUUUUGACAUGUCUUAUCUGCUGAAAUUAUCCAAUAUCAGUUCAAGCUUUAUCCUUGGAUCAUCGUCAUCGUGUUCUAGAUAUCCCAUUGAUCUACGACAGCUGUUUUCAUGCCGAUCCUGCAUCGCUAACCGUGCUUUUCAGCCAGCUCAACAUUCUACAUCCACAUCUAAAGCUGACAUCAUCCAUUCGUCAAAGAAAAAAUGGCAGAAGAAGCAGAACAGUUUCAAGAGGGAGCUUGUCCACAGGGAAACGGUUCAGGUUCUGGAUGUUCAUAUGAGGGAGAUGCAGAACAUACAAAACAAUCUUCAGCUGGGGACACACAGACGAAAAGCAGAGCUAGCUCCAUCUUUUGGUGUCGAUGACAAAUCUAGAAUAGUUCAAAAUGAUGAAUUUUUGGCCACAUUUUUCAAAGACAGGGAAAAAACCUCAAAUGAUGUGACAAAUAAUGUAUCAGAAGAAGACUUUUCCAAUAGUUUGAAUAGUUUUAGAAAACAGUUCGGUUUGCCUGCUGUAGAAAAUGUGCCUCUUUCCCAAGAGCCUCUGGCAGAGGAGGGUUUGGUGUCAGAAACUAGUUUUGUAUCAGAUAGACAACUUGAUUUACAUUCUGUGAUAGAGAGCCCGCCACCUUUUGAGAGUUCGAUGACACCUGAAGCAUUUGAGGAGUUGGAAAUUGAGACAUUCACGUCAUUGAAUCCAGUGAAAAGUUUAAAAGUAUCCAGUACCUCCAAAGCCAUGGGCAAGGCGAAAAGAACUAAAAAAGCCAAAAGGAAAACUUUAGAAAAAGCAGACAAAACUUCCGAAAUAAAGAAGAGCCCAUCAAUACCGGCUGAUUCAAAGAUCAGUACUAUACCAGCAUUUUCUGAUCCGGUUCUUCAAGAGGAGUCACAGGUUUUAGAACCAGUAGUUGAAGACAACCACGAUAAAGAGAUUGCGGACAGGUUGGAAUCGUUGCUCGAUGGAAGUCAUGGCAGUGACGUCAGGGACUUGCUGUUCAGUCUGCAGGCCAAGAGUAAACAGCGCGAACGAAUGCUCAAGAUCGACCCAGCUCAGAUGGAAGUUGAAGGCAAGGUUUGGGCGUUCAAUAUAGAAUUGAAGUCUUUUGUUGAUGCCUGCCUUUAUGCUGGCUUGCACCUGAAAGCUCGAUCUGCGAUAAUCUUUUGCAAGUUGUCGAGCAUGUCGAAGAAAAAGUCCUACCAGUAUUACAAGAUCACUGACGUCUCUAUCUUCAACAUGAUUAUGCAUGGCUAUGCUAAACUGGGCCGUCUGGAUGUGAUUCGAAGCAUGUUCAGCCACCUGAAGGAGAGCGGCCUUAAACCAACCAUGCAGUCAUUUACACCUAGCCUUGAAUGUCUUGCACGACAGAAAAAGUUCCGUUCCGAUAUGGCCGAGAAAGUUAUCAGAGAUAUUGAAAAACAUGGUUUCGUUCUUGCCGAUGUUCUCCAGAAUUGCGUCUUCACAGGAGAUGAGAAAGAUUUAGUCCUGAAAGCCAUCUGGAAAGUACGACCGAACUUCAAACCAUACCUGUCAGGCAGUUCGGAGAAGUAUUCAGUCUCGUUGCUUGAUGAGCUGAAUAGAGAAAGGACCCCAUCAGAGACAAUUGAGAUGAAUCCUUACCAAGGUCCGGUCACAGUUGAUGAACUAGUAAAGUGUCUAGAUGCACAACUCAAACAGGAGCUGUCCGACUAUGUCGAGGUGCCGUCCAUCCAGGCAGCGGUACCACUGACAGAACACCUCAAAGACUGUCGAGAACGACUCGAGAAAUGGAAAGCGACCAGCCGUGAAGCACUCCAGUGUGCCUUCGAAAGGAACCUGAGGUUCAUGAAGCAGCGCGUCGACGGCCAGUCGCUCCUCUCCCUCUAUCCGUACCUGAAAGUCCUCGAUACGAGUCAGUACGUAGACCUCAUGGCUCAUGAGAUCAACCACUUGGCUACCGACUCGGAGAACUACAGUCCGUCUUUGAGUAAUCUCUGGCUCAAACUUGGUCAGAAGGUGCUGAACAAAUACAUCAUUGUGGAUAAGAUCCGGAACAAGCACGUCAAGAAGAUAACGGACCUUUAUAAGCAGUAUGCCACACUCUAUACAUCUGACGAUAUGGGCUCAUUCAAGAACCAUCGAGAGAUGUGGCAGCACCUUGAUGCCCAGAUGACCGAUGGACCGUGUUUGGACAUAGAAGAGAAGCAAUGGCCACAUAGUGUGCUGCGCGGAGUCGGCAAGUUCCUCUAUGACAUCAUCCUGUACGAGACGAAGAUUGACAUGGGUGCGUCAGGUGAUGGCGAAGAAAGAAAACUUCCAGCGUUUUAUACCAUCUACCGGACGUAUGGAGCUCAACAAAAACAAGAGGUCAAGCCCCAUCCGUCUCUGGUGCGUUUGUUUGAGAAUGCCAACCUACGUGAUCUACAGUUCAACAUGUUAGAGGUCCCGAUGGUCGUCCCGCCUGUGCCAUGGGGCUCUGUGCGCUAUGGUGGUAGUCUGCUUGCUUCAACCAAAAUCAUCCGUCUUCCUGAGGAAGCUAUCCAGCAGAAAGAACUCCUUCACUCCAUGCCACAGAGCCAGCUGUACCCAGUGUUUGAUGCACUCAAUACACUCAGCUCAUGUGCAUGGAUUAUAAAUAAACCUGUAUUGGACGUUGUGAUCAGCAUCUUCAACAACAAGGGUGACAUGUCGGUGGACAUACCUGCCCCGGUGUCCGAGUGCCCUCCUUUACCAACGAUAACACAUGAGAUGGAGAAGGAAGAGAGGUCAAAGGUCAUCAGAGAGCGUAUUCGCCUGAAGCAACAACGAUCUGAGAUGUACAGUCUGUGGUGUAACGAACUCUACCGCCUGUCCAUUGCUAAUCGGUACCGGGAUGAAGUGUUCUGGUUCCCUCAUAACAUGGAUUUCAGGGGCAGAGUUUAUCCCACUCCUCCUCAUUUUAAUCAUUUGGGGAGUGAUGUUGUGCGCAGUAUGCUACUGUUCGCCAAGGGAAAGCCCCUGGGAGAGGAGGGUCUGGAUUGGUUAAAGAUUCACUUGGUCAAUCUGACGGGUAUGAAGAAACGAUGCUCUAACGCCGAGAGGCUUCAGUAUGCUAAUGAUUCCAUGCAGGAUAUUCUCGAUACUGCUGAUAGUCCACUUACUGGCAAACAGUGGUGGAGACAGUCCGACGAACCCUGGCAGACGUUAGCCUGCUGCAUGGAGGUCGCCCAAGCCGUCCGGUCACCUGACCCCACCAAGUACAUCUGCCACUUCCCAGUUCAUCAAGAUGGCUCCUGUAAUGGCCUCCAACAUUAUGCUGCUUUGGGUCGGGACCGGGCCGGUGCGGAGUCAGUCAAUUUGUUCCCAUUUGAAAAGCCUUCCGAUGUGUACAGUGAUGUAGUGGAUAUGGUUGAACGAGAGAGACUCAAAGAUGCAGCAGACGGCUUGGAGAUCGCUAAAAUACUCGAAGGAUUCGUGGCGAGAAAGGUUAUAAAGCAGACUGUGAUGACGACCGUGUACGGAGUUACACGGUAUGGUGCUAAAUAUCAGAUUUUACGUCAGCUCAAAUAUAUCGAUGAGUUUCCUCGAGAGCAUGCGUGGACAGCGAGUGUUUACCUGACGGACAAGACCUUCUACUGCCUGAGAGAGAUGUUCAGUGCUACGAAAGAAAUCCAGGAUUGGUUUGUGAUGUGCGCUCAACUGAUAUCUAAGAUUAGUAACAAGCCGGUUCAGUGGUUGACACCUCUUGGCCUUCCGGUCAUCCAGCCCUACCACAGAACAGUCAAGAUGAAUAAAUAUGGUGCUUUCAUGGAGGAUAAACAUAACAUGUUUCAGAAGCCAAAUGCUCAAAAACAAAAGAAUGGUUUCCCUCCAAACUACAUCCAUUCCCUGGACUCGACACACAUGAUGUUGACUGCUCUUUACUGUUUGAGAGCCGGCAUCACGUAUGUGUCUGUUCACGAUUGCUAUUGGACGCACCCCUGUGAUGUUGAUGUUAUGAACAAGAUCUGCCGAGAACAGUUCGUCCGGCUUCAUCAGCAACCAGUUCUGGAGAAUUUAUCUGACUUCAUGAUACAGAAUUACGCCAUCCCGGAAAGUGUCCUAGAGAAGGAUGAUGGUAAACUUGCCUUGUCAAUGAAGUUAUUAAAUGCUGCUCUGGCUAAAGUCCCUCAAAGAGGUUCCUUUGACCUCGAGAACGUCCUCAAGUCAACAUAUUUCUUCAGUUAAUCUCAAGAAGACUCAAGUGACACUUACAGCUGUUGAAACAAAAAUUUUCUAACAUCUUGAACCAGAUGUGCUGAUGUAUUGUAAUCUUUGAUUUUUGUUGCACAUUUCUGUAUUCCUAAUAAAUUCUACCGGUAUUAAAAAUAA